GCGGACUGAGCCAAAAUGAAUGGAUUACAAAGAAAAAAAAUAUUGCAUUAAAUCAAGGAAGAAGUGGCAAGAGACUCCAUUCAAUGCCUGUUAGUGCAUCGAUAAACAUUUCUUCAUCUUCGGGAAAGCAUCGAAUAUUAUGAAGAUCUUCGCCCUCGUACUCUUGGCUCUUGGUCCAAUCUUCGGGAUCGCCAGAGGAGAUGCAAUGGAUGGACUAGUUCGACUAAAUAAUAGAGGUUCGACAAACACAAACGCCGGCAUUGUGGAGGUCUACUACCAAGGGAUAUGGAGAACAGCUUGUGCAGCUCCAUACUGGAACUCCAACGCCGCUACGGUCGUAUGUCGUCAACUUGGAUUCACUGCUUCUGCCGACGUUGCGAACCCAGGGGAUUACUACAGCGAAAGCGUCAAUCAGCCAACCCACACGCUAUUGGAUGAUGGCCUGUAUUGUAGUGGUACCGAACAGUUCAUUGCAGAUUGCAUGGAAGAGAGGCCGGAUAUUGGAGAAAGGUGCCCCAACGGAGAGGAAUUCGCAGCUGCUAACUGCGCAGAAAACAAGAGGGCAGAAGGCUAUGAAGAUCUCAAACUUCGGGCUGCCCAACUUCUUCUUAACCUUUUCCAUGAGACUAAGAAGUAGUUUCCUUCACCUUCUGAUCAGAUGGCGACAUAAAUGUGUUGGAGGAUAGAUCCAGUCUCAAUUCAUAUUUUAAAUCCUAUAGAUGGAUCGAUCGAAAAUGAUUUUAAAAUUUACAAAUUUUUAGAUUCAGCAAUUUGGCUUUUAUUCUAUUUUUUUAAUGGUUGGUCCCCUUGAAUUGCUUUUCAUUCUAUGUAUUAAAGAGAAGAUUAUGUUGUUUGUAGAGGCCUAAUAAGUGAUUGUUUUUGCAUCUAAUACUCUCAUUAUUAGUAUAGGCAUUACAUUCGUUUUGAAUGUUUGCAAGAAAAAAAUAGUAGUAAAUUUCAUUUAUAUCGGAAUAUUAGUUUUACUAUUCAUGAUUGUUUUGAUAUAUAUAUUUACAUGAAAUAUGUCGGGCUAUCGUGGAAAAAUAUGAUGACCACUCGGAAAAAGAGCAUAUGUCUAAGUAUGUAAUUAUGUCGUGGAAUAAAAUCGCUGAAAAAUUGCAUAAUAUAUAAAUUUUGCAGCAAUUCGUAUGUUAGUAAUACAGUUAACCAUCUUGUUGAUGAAGGGUGAAAUAUAUUACGGCUAUCCUACACGUGCUGCCGCACUAGGCAAACCUACAUAUCUUAUUAGGUCUGAUAUAUGCAGCAACUGUUGGCAAGCGAUUUCGUAUGCAUAUCCCUUUGCUUGUGCUUAAACUCAUUUAAUUUGCUAGCGGUUUGAACAAUAGCAACGUCACUCUGCAGCGCGCUGGAGCGAACACGACUCAUAGAACUAUACUGGAAUGCAAAAGGGUGGCGGUGCAAAAUGUCGUGUCUCUCAUGUAACAUAUUUUCCUCAUAAGCGGUGUUAAACUAUUCCUUUGAAUUGUGUGUUAUUAAUGACUGUAUAUAGUUGACAUUCGGUUUGCACAAGCAAUGAAGAAAUCAUGUACAUGUAGGCUACUGUACAACUUUGGAUUCUCUUUCAGAUGCAUAAACCUGAUUAUAUGACGCGAACGUCCUGGGCCCCGUUGCAGAAAGAGUUGCAAUCAAUCGCAACUCUAAAAAUCAUGCGUAACUUGAUUUUUAAGCAAUCAACAACGCGCAUUUGGGACUGGUGAUUGAUUUUUUUUUACUAGCUUUUAAACGCAACUCUUUCUUCAACAGGCCCCUGAUCAGGUAAACGCUCAAGCUUCUCUGACGGAGCUUGGAAAUACCAAAGCAAAUACUUAAACGCACAAGCAGAGUGUUUGCUUUAUAGCUUAAUCGUCCAGCAAAUUCUAACAGGCAGUUAGCAAUUGCUUUAGCUUACCAGCAAAAGCAUUUUGCAUGCUCAUUUUUAUGCAUAAGGAAUCUAGCGAAAGCCAAGCAAAUGCCUAACAAAAAGCAAUUGCUACUCACUUUUCAUGCAUCCGUCCCAUUUUCUUUCCGCAAUCACUACGAAGACGCUUUCUAUACAACGUACUACAUGCAACAAGUCAAAUCACAAAGACAGCUGAAAAGGAUUUUGUAGAAAAAAAAAUAAAAGUGGUGGACCGAGACAGUAGAUCGUCCGAAAAUCAGCGACCUGAUUCCAGGACUACACCGUUGGUUUGAUUCACCGAUUUUA
Molecule: messenger RNA, 2206 nt
Organism: Lytechinus variegatus (green sea urchin)
Lineage: Eukaryota; Metazoa; Echinodermata; Echinoidea; Temnopleuroida; Toxopneustidae
Product: neurotrypsin-like
Exons: 3
Coding region: 140-637 (165 amino acids)
Cellular component (GO): membrane
Source: RefSeq, a predicted model, not a curated record